AUGUGGACGCGACCUACGAUCGCGCGAUCGUUGCAAGCACCUGGUGGAACUUGCUCGAAGUAGAUUAAAAAAAAUCUUAAAAGGCGACCGCAGUAUUAAACCGUGUGUACGUGUUGAUAAUUUUAGUGGAUAAUUGUGGUAGGAUGGAAAAAUUAAACAUAGAAAUUUUUAUACAACUAAAAUCGUGCUGCAAUAGACUGAUAGAAAAUCCAAGUAAAGAAUAUGCAAGUAAAGUUGCAAAAGUAGUAAGUGACAUUCCAAAUGAAAUCGUGCAAGACUUGUCAUAUUAUUGUUUAUUUCCCAUUGUCACUUUAUUACAAAAUAAUAAAGUAAGCAUAACUGUAAGAGAGGAACUAGUGAGAACUAUGAGAGUUAUACUAGAAAAAAUUAGAAUUACAAAUCUGAAGCAGUUUUUUCAGAUUUACGGAUCUCUUCUGAUUCAAAUUUAUGACAAGAGUCAGACAAAUCAAGUAAUUAUAGCUCACGAAGAACUCAAGGAAGAAGUUUGUUUAUGCAUUAAAUAUCUUGUUCAUCAAAGUUAUACUGAUUUAAUAGAACAACUGUAUACCAAAGAAAAUAUAUUGAAGCUCGGUCAAGCAAUAUUGUUUUGCUUGACAAUGGCAAGAACUGAAAAAUCAUCUACUGUGAGACUAGCAGCAAUAGAUGCGAUAAUGGCUCUGUGUCAAAUAGAUGACCAAAUAGACAAAUUGGAUGUUGUCAUGCAGGAACAGGUAGCAGACACUGUCAUGGCUUUUUUGCCGGGUAUUGUUAGUGGAUUACAGGAAAUAGCAAUUGGGGGAAGUGAUAUUCAAAAUCAUAAAAUUACAAUGAUGGCGCUUCGAGCAUGGGGAAGAGUUAUAUCACUUGUGAUGUGUGAUAAAGUAGAAGAAAAGGAAGACUCUGUAUUAUCCGUAGAAGCAUUUGUGAAAAAGUGCCGCAAUUUGCCCACAGACACUUUACACACUUUGAAUAAUGAAAAAUGUGAUAUCAAACAUAAUUUACAAGGAGCCACGAGGAAUAAUGAGUGGUUUAAAGCAGUGGCUGUUAAACUCGGUAUUUGCAUAGACAUGUUGGGCAAGGUCAAAAGUCAUUCGCAUCACAAAGUUCGGAGAGAACUGGUUGAAAGUAUCGGUCUUAUACUUAAAACUUGUCCGAGAAAUAUGAAGCCGAAUGUUACGACAUUAAUAGAUCAUUUGAUAUCUUUGUCCGAGGAUGAAUCUGCAGAAGUUAGGGAAACAGCGAGCAACGUUCUGCGUAUUGUAAAUGAAAAUUUGUUGCAAAAUUACGAUAUGAGAUCGUUAAUUGAUUCGUUGGAAGAUAAAUUUUAUGACUUUCUCACAAGGUUUCCCACUCUCAUUAGACGAUCAGACGACAGUGAACAAUUAGCUUUCUUGAAUCAGUUUGCUGGUUACCUGAGAUUGCUUGGCAAGCAAAGAUUGCCUCAUAUCAUGAGGUCACAGGCUCAUACACGAAGAUUGCUCUUAGCCAUUGUGUAUGUUAUGACAAUAGAUUCGAGCAACGUGUCCCUUUUACAAACGACGAACGUGAAAGAUCUGGACGAUCCGGCGUAUUUUUACGGCUCGGACUCAUGGAGACAGUUCAAGUUCAUCAGAAACAGUUUGUGUAAAGAGAAACUCGUCGCGACAUGCAAGUUGCUCGGACAAUUAGGAGACUUUAGGAUACUGGUGGAUAUUAUUCUCGAACUUUUGUUGGACGCGUCACAACAUACGAAAGAAUUAAUUUUGUUACUUAACUGGAUUUUUGUUUUUAUUGUUCCAGAUUCUGACGAAGAUAAAUCUGUCUCGUAUUUAUACAAGGAAAUCGUAGACUAUUAUAUAACGGAGGAAGUGUGGUAUUCGCCAAUAGAAGUGACCGAAAACACAUCCUUGACACAGGCACAAAGUAACAUCGUGAAGUGUUGCCUUUUGACGGAAGGACUGGGUCGCAUAGCGGAAAUAUUGCAAUGUGACUACGAUAGAUAUCUUUUGAAAACUUUGUAUUUGAUUUUAGAACGAACAGGUAGCGGAAACGGUUUGAUUAGUUAUAUCGGGGUGCGCACCCUCGAAAAUAUCGCGAAGGCGCAGCGGUACAAAACGAUCGGCGAUCUGUUGCGCGCGAACAUCGAUUAUUUUUCUUACCACAUCGUAAUGAAGUUACGCCGAAUACGCGAUAAUCCGAACGUGCUUGACGUUGUGAGAGUCGUUAUCAUGUACAGCAAAUUGGACUUUUUGCCGUAUUUGAAGGGAAUCGUAGAGGAUGUGCUCAAUCAACUGAGUGUGAUUCCUUGUCAACAAAAAGACACUUACUCGUUCUUAAGAAUAUUUCAUACAUUUGUUGUGUGUAUAAAAAUGUUAGCGAGACCCGAGGAUACCAAAGCGACGAAGAAAGAAGAUGUAACCGCCAAUAAUCCUUCUGAAGCAAUUGUUCAUUCUUUGUUAGAAUUUUACGCAAAGAAAACCCGCGAGAAGAUGGAGAACGAUUACGAAGACACAGAAACAAACGCAGAUGUAUCGAAUAUCGAGAUAUCAGAAGAGGAGACAAAAAAAGAAACGGAAGGAGAUUUUUUCAUUCCUGAUGCAGAAGACACGAAAGAUAAGAAAUUACCAACCCAGGUAAAGAUAAUAGUCGAAAUAUUGAAGUCUUGUUUGAACUUUGUACCUCUGAAGGAUGUGCAAAAGUCAUUGUUGGCGAUGGGAACGCUUCAAGAAGGUCUACCGAUGCUGAUCGAGUGGGAAGAUGAGCUGUUGCCUCUGGUGCAUCAACUGUGGCAUCCGCUGGUCGAUAGGUUCAAAGACGAAAACGUUCUUGUAAUCCAUCGCGCGUGGCAACUUCUGCACGUACUCGCCGACGUAUCGAACGACUUUAUCCGAAGUAGAACUCUAAAACAGGUAUGGCCACCGAUAUCGAAGUUCCUGAAGGAAUCUUCUAAGAAGAGUCUAAACAAACGUUCCACAGAUGUAUACAAAUUCACACAAACGUAUAAAUUGCAAUACGAGUUGCUGUCCACAUUGGGAGUAAUCGCGCGACUCUUGAAACUUUACGAGCGAGAUCUGUGGGAGAUAUUGAAUAUUACACAUUUCUAUCUUAAUGCACGUCAAAACGUUAAGUUACAGGCAUGCUGUGUAAAAUUAUACAAAGAUAUUGCCGAUUAUCACGGAGACAUUGUAUGGGUGAAAUGUCUCAGCAUCUGGAGUUCUAAAGUCGCACCAAUACCAACCGACAUAACGUUUGACAUAAAAACUCUACUGAACACAAAUGUUCAAUCGAACGAAUAUUGCAGAAACGUUAAGGAAAUCAUCAAAUACAUCCAAGAAAAAGACUCGCACUGUUAAAUAAACGUGUUCUAAACAUCGUAGCUAAUUUCUA
Messenger RNA from Pseudomyrmex gracilis, 3366 nucleotides. It is a transcript of the gene Tti1, whose product is annotated as TELO2-interacting protein 1 homolog. Lineage: Eukaryota; Metazoa; Arthropoda; Insecta; Hymenoptera; Formicidae. The record is from RefSeq and is a predicted model, not a curated record. The coding region runs from base 144 to 3332 and encodes 1062 amino acids. Gene Ontology annotation, cellular component: cytoplasm. Gene Ontology annotation, biological process: chromatin remodeling. The transcript has 13 exons.